Ostrea edulis (European flat oyster) is the source of this 4341-nucleotide messenger RNA. RefSeq names its product E3 ubiquitin-protein ligase UHRF1-like. Bases 132 to 2540 code for a protein of 802 amino acids. The transcript has 17 exons. Gene Ontology annotation, biological process: negative regulation of gene expression via chromosomal CpG island methylation; protein ubiquitination. The record is from RefSeq and is a predicted model, not a curated record. NCBI's taxonomy places the organism in Eukaryota, Metazoa, Mollusca, Bivalvia, Ostreida, Ostreidae. Gene Ontology annotation, molecular function: ubiquitin protein ligase activity; protein binding.
CUAGACUUUUUGUACGAGGGUUGCUAAAUAGCAAAGUUUUCGCGCUAAAUUGUAAGUAGUUCCCGCCACAAGGUGCUUGUUAAGUGCAUUUGUUUAUUUUUGCAAGGAAACACGACCAGCUCAAAGGAACAAUGUGGAUUCAAGUUAGAAGCUUUGAUGGGAAAAAAUCAUUGCGUGUAGAUAAUCUGUCAAAGCUUACGAAGAUCGAAGAAGUGCGAUCGCGUUUGGUCGAGGAAUUUGAGGCACCAGUUGAAAAGCAGCGAUUAUUUUACAGAGGAAAACAGCUUGAAGAUGGCCACUCGUUGUUUGACUACAAUGUAGGUCUAAAUGACCUUGUCCAGUUAAUGGUCAGAGCAGCUCCUCUUGGUGAAAACAAAGUCCAACACAAUCAGAUAGAGGAGGCAGAGAAACAGGAAGAGAAGGAGGCAGAGAAACCGGCGGGGGGAUACAACAGUAGUGGAGAAGAGAGCACCUGUUCUGAUAAAGAAAAUAAAGACAGGGAAAAUAAACCGCCAUCAACUCCAGUUAAAGAAUCGUUCAAUAAACCAGAGUCCUCAUCAAAAGAAGAAUAUUCAAACAGUACCUAUAAGCUUGGGGAUAUAAUAGAUGCCAAAGACAAUUCUAUUGGAGCCUGGUUUGAAGCCAAAAUUAUAAAGAUAGCAAGAGAUGAGAAAUUUGAGCAACCGAAGAAAGAUUGUAAUGAGGAAAUGGAGGUCGAUUCUAAAGACGAGGCCCCUCGUGAUCACGAUGGCUUCUUCUAUAGCGUCGUUUUUGAUGGUUAUGAUGACACAGAACCAGAGAAACUGGAAUGUAAAGAUAUUCGCCCACGAGCGAGGAAGGUUAUAAAAGUGUCUGACAUCAAGGAAGGACAGAAAGUGAUGGCCAAUUACAAUGUGGAUGACCCUGAGUUACGAGGGUUCUGGUAUGACUGCAUCAUCACCGGAAAGAGGGACACGAGGACGAUUAAAGAGCUGACAGCGACGGUUUUCAUUGGUCCAGAUCUUAUGCCACUUGAUGACUGCAAGUUGUUGUUCGUCAACGAGAUUUUUGACGUGGAGAAACCUGGAACACAGAUCAACGAAUUUGAUGAAACAUUUGAUCCUUCGGCCUCUCCCGUUAAACGGACGAACAAACCCGAGUGUGAUCACUGCAAGGACAACCCGAAGAGGAAGUGUAAACACUGCGCCUGUUGUGUGUGUGGUGGGAAGAAUGAUCCCGACAAACAGAUUCUGUGUGACGAGUGUGACCAGGCAUACCACCUGCAAUGUCUGGAUCCACCCCUAGACAAACUUCCAGAGGAGGAUGAAUGGUAUUGUCCAAGCUGUAAAAAUGAUGAGAAUGAAAUUGUGAAAGCUGGUGAAAAAUUAAAAGAGAGCAAGAAAAAAUCCAAGAUGGCAUCCUCUACGAAUCAGACGAGCCGGGACUGGGGAAGAGGCAUGGCGUGUGUUGGAAGACAGAGGAUUUGUAAUGUGGUACCUCCUAACCAUUUUGGUCCCAUUCCAGGAGUGGAAGUAGGAACGCUGUGGAAAUUCAGGGUGCAGGUGAGUGAGGCAGGUGUACACAGACCACAUGUAGCAGGUAUCCAUGGUCGAGACGGAGAGGGGGCGUACUCCAUUGUGCUCUCAGGGGGAUACGAAGAUGACAAGGACAAAGGAGAUGAAUUUUAUUACACAGGAAGUGGAGGCAGAGAUUUAUCGGGAAAUAAGAGAACGGCAGAACAGUCAUGUGACCAAAAGCUAACCAGAAUGAACCGAGCCUUGGCCAAGAAUUGCAAUGAACCGAUCAAUGAGAAAGGAGCAGAGGCUAAGGACUGGAGGGGAGGGAAGCCCCUGAGAGUGGUCCGUAACUGUAAGGGGAGGAAGCAUUCAGAUUACGCCCCAGAGGAAGGGAACAGAUAUGACGGCAUAUACAAGGUAGUGAAGUAUUGGCCAGAGAAAGGAAAGUCUGGUUUCUUAGUCUGGAGGUAUCUAAUGAAACGAGAUGACCCAACACCAGCUCCCUGGACUAAAGCCGGAGCCAAACGGGUCAAGGAACUAGGGCUCGCAAUGCAGUAUCCAGACGGUUACCUGGAAUCUCAAGCCAGAAAAGAGGAGGAAAAUGAAGAAAAGUCGGCAAAGAAAGGGAAGAGAAAAAGGAAGGAGUCAGACUCGUCUCCCGUUGGGACCCCUGACAAGAAGCAGAAGGUCGCGGCCUACAAGAUUGAGACAGAGCAGAAGAAAAGAAUUUCCCAGGACAAAGUCAACAAGAAGCUGUGGGAGGAGGCCAAGGAACACACCUCAGAGGGAGGACAGAAAUUUCUACAGAAAGUGGAAGAGCUGUUUACAUGUAUUUGUUGUCAAGAGAUUGUCUUCAAACCUGUCACCACAGAGUGCAGUCAUAACGUCUGCAAGCCCUGUAUCAUGAGAUCGUUUAAAGCAGAAGUAUUUUGUUGUCCCUUGUGUCGCACAGAUUUGGGAAAAGAUAACAAAAUGCAGGUGAACAAUACGUUACAAGACAUUCUUAAAAACUUUUUCCCAGGAUAUGAAAGUGGCAGAACAUAAAAGAAUUUAGAAGGCAAUAUUUUUUGACAUCGUUAGUUUGUUACUAUGAAUAGAUUAUAUUUCAACAAUCAACUUUGUGUCAACUUUUGUUCAACGUGUCUUUGUUUUUCAUCCAUGCUUUUAUUGUUGCAUUAUUUUACAGACAUUGUUUUACAGAUUGCUUAUGGUUCAUGAUUAUGAUGUUUUCUCUUUUGAGCUUGAGAGUCGUGUAGGAUGUUGAGUACCGUAUGUAAUAUGUGUGUAUUUAUAGUCAUGCAUAGAAUAUUACAUGAUCACUAGCUUUAUCAUGACAUUGUUGAAGAGAUUUUACAUUGUGCUCAAAGGCCAUCAACAUUCCAAUAUCGCUGAAAACCACUGAAUUACGAUGAUCAUCCCCCUUGUAUAUAAGACCAUUUUUGUUAUGUAUCGUAUAAUAAACAUUAUUCAAAUACAUUUUUUCCCUGGUCUAUCAAACUUUACAUGUAAAUAUCUUGUGUAGUACAUGUUGUUUAUUCAGAACAAAUAUUUUUGUUAAGGUUGGUUUUAAUUUGACUCAGGUUCAAAAUACAGAUAUCUCUAUAGCUCACAAGUAUGUACAUUUAUAAGCCUAUUCAUGUAUGUUUUUUUUAUAAUGUGUGUUUUCAUUAUUAAAAUAAUUUGAGUCCUAAGGGUUUGCCUCAGAGAUGCACAAGCCCUUAGGUUUUUAAAUUCACUUUUAAAAUGACGAACUUAAUCCGUCGUCUUAAAAUUGAUAUGGGUACAGGACACAGUGUCAAGGUCACGAGGAAAGGGACUUUCAUUUGCUGGUCUCUGGUAUCACCAUUUUAGUUGAGAUUGCCCUGGGGCCCCGUAUGUCGGUUUGAGAUUUAGCCGUGGGGGCCCCGUAUGUCGGUUUGAGAUUUAACUGUGGGGGGGCCCGUAUGUCGGUUUGAGAUUCAGUCGUGGGGGCCCCGUAUUUCGGUUUGAGAUUCAGCCGUGGGUCCCCGUAUGUCGGUUUGAGAUUCAGCCGUGGGGCCCCGUUUGUUGGUUUUGAGACUCAGCCGUGGGGCCCCGUAUGUCAGUUUGAGAUUCAGCCGUGGGGCCCUGUUUGUUGGUUUGAGAUUCAGCCGUGGGUCCCCGUAUGUCUGUUUUCUAGUUUGGAAAUAAAUGGUUUGUACUGUAGAUUUGUUAUCACAACCAUGAUUGAUUGCCCUCUCAGAUUUGGUCACAUGUUUUAAAGGCUUGUUUAAUAUUUACUAGUCACUCAGUCGCAAAAGCAUAUCAGUUUUACAAAUUACCAAGUACGAAUCCAUGAAUAUGCAUGUUUUUUGGGGGGUAUUUUUUUUGGUGUAUGGUUUGUUUUUGGGUUUUUUUGGUGUGUUUUUAAAUGAAAGUUUUGCAGAACUUGAAAAGAUAAAUUAUAUCUUUUAAAUGAAUUUUGAUUUGUUCAAACUUCAGAAAUAUUGAUUCAGUGUAUAUGCUUUGACUGUUUUUCAUUUAUUACAUGGAUGUGAUUUAAAAGAGUACACCAAGUGUAUGAGGUAAAUUAUUGUUUUCCAAUACUGUGAAAAUGAGUAGUAUAUUUUCAGAUCAGAAUUAAUACACUGGUCAUGAAAAUUAUGCAUGCAAUUUCUUGCAUGCUUCUGUUUUAUCAACUGUUAAUAAAUUUUAUUUUUAUUUUUAUUUUUUUGGUCAGACUGCUGGUGUAGAUUCUUUGAAAUGCAAGUACAUAUUGUUUGACUUUUAGUAUUGAGUAGUAGUGUGUAUAUAUAUGCAUCUGGAAUUUCAUAACAUUGCAUCAAUUAAUAAAGUGAGAGUGAAAUAAAAUCUGUUAUAGAGGUAA